GGACUUCAUCAGCCCCCUUACUUGAACAUACACCUUGCCCUCUUGACUUUAAAGGCCGAUCAUGGUUCGGCUGGUGACGGACGACGACAUCGGGCUGAAAGUGCUCCGCGAGGCACCAGCAGAAGCAGCCCAGAUCAUCGACAUUGUUGCAAUCCAUGGCAUCGGCGCCCACCCGGACGAGAGCUGGUGCAAGAACGUCGGCACGCCAGAGAGCGCGCAGUGGGUCAACUGGCUGAACAAGGAUGACAUGCUACCAGCGGUAGCACCAAAUGCGCGUAUAAUGCGAUACGGAUACCAGUCUCAGUGGUUUGGGGAAGGAGCAAUGCGGCAGAAGGCUUCGACGGUAGCACGGCGGUUGCUGCUAGCUUUAAAGCGGAAAAGAGAGGAGUUUCCGUUUCGGCCAUUAAUCUUCAUAGCACACUGCUUCGGCGGGCUGGUCAUGCUUGCGGCGGCGCGGCGGGAAUACCAGGAGGACGAAGUGCAGACAGACGUUUUAAAGAUACUGGAGCUGGGAAACGAGUUCCUUCAUGAGGUGGUCGACCAAUUUGGGAAGACGCGGAUGCGGGCGAACAAGGCCCAGGUUGCAUGCUUCUACGAGCUCAAGGCAAGCAAUGUUGGAAAGAUUGUAGGGAGGGAGGACCGGACGGUAGGUUUGCAAAGGACUGUGCAUCUUACCAAGGUUGACUGUAUUUGCAGAGAUUCGUGGUGA
Messenger RNA from Mytilinidion resinicola, 709 nucleotides. RefSeq lists its product as uncharacterized. NCBI's taxonomy places the organism in Eukaryota, Fungi, Ascomycota, Dothideomycetes, Mytilinidiales, Mytilinidiaceae. The record is from RefSeq and is a predicted model, not a curated record. Bases 62 to 709 code for a protein of 215 amino acids. The transcript is spliced from 5 exons.